Messenger RNA from Hypoxylon trugodes, 1973 nucleotides. Its product is annotated as vegetative cell wall protein gp1. The coding region runs from base 94 to 1968 and encodes 624 amino acids. Lineage: Eukaryota; Fungi; Ascomycota; Sordariomycetes; Xylariales; Hypoxylaceae. Gene Ontology annotation, biological process: DNA-templated transcription; regulation of DNA-templated transcription. The record is from RefSeq and is a predicted model, not a curated record. The transcript has 5 exons. Gene Ontology annotation, molecular function: DNA-binding transcription factor activity, RNA polymerase II-specific; zinc ion binding; DNA binding.
GUUAGACACAUUCGGCUUCCAAGAUUUUCGGAUGCUCCACUCAUCGGUCGAUUGCAUUGUUACUGAAACGGGGAGUAUUCAUAAUUGUUCAAUAUGUCCGAGGACAAUCCUCAGUAUGAUGAUGUCGUUCCACCAAGUACAAACAAGCGACAGCGGACUGCGGGGAUGUAUCGUCGGAAAAGGGCCGUAGCCGCAUGCCAACAAUGUCGUAUCAGAAAGACGAAAUGUGACAAUAUUCGGCCGGUUUGCGGAUUCUGCCAAAAGAACCAGGGUCAAUGCAUCUACCCGGACGGAGGUCCCAAUGAUUACUCUGCAUUUGACCCUGCAAGUUUAGCCAUCCUAGAUCGAAUCAAUUAUGUUGCGAAUCUGUUAGAGACAGGAUCCCAUAGUGGGAACGCGGGGCUACCAGGACCCUCUUCAACCUCACUACCAAUUCAUGCCCCUUUAGAAGCCUCUACAAUAGGCACAUCACAACCAGUAUGUGAAGAUGACGACUUGAGUUGCUUAGACGAUCCAGAGUUUGCAGCUGCAACUUGUAGUUGCGAGAACAUCUUACGUUGGCCCAUAUUCGGAGCGAUAGCAUCAAACGUUCGCUCCUUUAUUUUCGACUUUGAGGACUCCCUCAGUGAGACUCGAAGCUCAGAGCCGGGAAGACUCGGUAGAGGGGUGCAAGAAGAUGAUUUCAUCCCCUUGUCGAAGAAGUUCUUAGCUUUCGUCCAUGUCAAGAAUCCAAUACUGGACCUUCCAGACUUUAGGACAUACGUUAAGGACGUCUCGGAGAGUGGUCUUCGGUGGGAUGGUCAGUCUUGUUUAGUGCUUAUCGCUUGCGCACUCGCCUGCUUGUCAUCGCCAUUCCAGAGAGACGUAAUGACGAACGGAACCCCGGAUUCCAGCAGGUCGUUGUCCGGCGCAAGUGUUGAUCCAGCCACGGCAUCUUCGUAUUACCUCGCUGCCAAGAAACGCAUUGGGCUAUUAGAGCCAUCUAUUCUUCAAGUGCAAUGCUUGUUUCUAUUCGGUGUUUUCGAGAUGUACUCACUUAGACCGUUACGAGCUUGGUCUUAUUUCAAUCAAGCAUCGGUUAGCUUCCGAAAUCUGGUUUGGAUGCGCACACAAAAGGGGGCGGGGGAUAUGCUCGAGAAACAAAGACUGGAACAACGACUUUAUUGGUCGUGUAUGAAAUCCGAGUUAGAGCUCCGAUCCGAGCUACCCCUUCCAUCAAGUGGUAUCACACGCUUUGACUACCCAGAUCUAUUUCCGAGCCCACCCUCGGAACUUGCUUCACCCGCCGCUGAAUCGCAAGGUUUUGACGGACUUCCGCCGGACAUCGAACCAGAAGAAGAGCGAAGUUGGUUUUACUACCUUGCCGAGAUAUCCUACCGGAGAAUGAUGAAUCGCGCGUUCGUCAUUCUUAGGCGAAAUGGAGAGGAGAGCUGGAUUGGAGAUAUAAAGGGGACAAUUCAACACUGUGAAGACCUUGACGAACAGAUUAAAGUGUGGUGCUCUCAUAUUCCGCCCCCUAUCGACAUGGACAACUGGGAAGUCGCAAAUAACGAGCUUGCACACUAUGUUAGGAAUAGGAUGUUAUCAAGCCGCGAAUGGAUCCGUAGGCCUUUAGUCUACUACCUCAUUCAUCAACCCCCAGAUGAUCCGUAUGCUUCCAGAGUUAGGCCGCUCGCAGAUACUUGUUUGAACUUAUGCGUGGAUCUCCUCCUGCAAGUCGACUACCACCAUCGUCAUCAUGGUUCUUGGUUUGUAGCGCGGACUUCAACGGCCCGUGCUUUCAUAUUACUUGCAGCUGCGCGAAACGGAAGAAUAUCCAUGCCGCUUCGAUGGAAGGAAGCUGUGAGUGUCGCUAGGAAUAUACUGCAAUAUUGGUCCAGUGAAGCCCCUGACCUUCAGCGCGCAGCUGUUGUUCUAGAUAAUAUUGCAGCAGAUAUAGGUCUACAGCUCGUAAUAGACGGAUUAUAAAUAAA